Molecule: messenger RNA, 2486 nt
Organism: Calidris pugnax (ruff)
Lineage: Eukaryota; Metazoa; Chordata; Aves; Charadriiformes; Scolopacidae
Gene: NUSAP1
Product: nucleolar and spindle associated protein 1
Exons: 12
Coding region: 53-1495 (480 amino acids)
Biological process (GO): mitotic chromosome condensation; establishment of mitotic spindle localization; mitotic cytokinesis
Cellular component (GO): microtubule; mitotic spindle; nucleolus
Molecular function (GO): microtubule binding
Source: RefSeq, a predicted model, not a curated record
UUCGAAGCGCGGCGGUUGGGCCCAGUGAGGCGCUGCGGCUGCCGCCAUCAUCAUGGCGCUCCCUUCCCUCCAGCAGCUGCAGUCGCUGAAGUAUGUGGAGCUCCAGCAGAUGGCGAAGGCCGCCGGCCUGAAGGCUAACCUGCGGGCAGACAAAUUGUUGAAAGCACUGAAUCAACACUUCCAUGGAAUAAACCAAGAUGAUGAAAAUAUGGACUCUGAAAAACGUGCAUCUUCUCCCAUCAAAUCGUGUGAACCGAGCAAUCAUGAGGAAACUGCGCCUCGUUCAGUGUGUUUUGUUACAAAAAGACGUGGUAAAGAAAAGAAAAUAAAUAGAAAAAAGAGGAAUUCCAAGGAGGAAACUACCACCACUGAAGAAAAUACAGGGCACUCUGAGGAAGAGGAGCAUUCUGAAAUGAAAGAAAAUGAAGUGCCUCGGGAUGAGCACGAAAAAGGACAGGUGUUCCAAAAGGAGGAAGAAGUAACUAAAAAGAGAGAUAUUGAGAAGCCAGGGAUGGGUGCUGGUCAGAAAGAACAACCAGAGAAGACUUCUACUAAAAGUGGUGGAGUUAUAUGUAACGCUCACCGUGCAGGAGGGAAGAUCCCUUUAUACAUAGGCCGUACAUCUAGGUCUGGGAAAACAGGAAUGAAAGCUACUACACCAAACUUUAAAAAGUUGCAUGAGGCUCAGUUCAAGAAAAUGGAAUCUAUUACUGACUACGUUGAGAGGAAAAAAAAACUGAUUGAAAACUGCAGCAGUUCUCUCAAUGAAUUGAAGGUGUUGGACAAAAAAUCAAACCACCUAAGAGCAUCAGAAAAAGGCACUCCGCACAACAGUUCUAAGAAACGAUCCAGUGGCAAAACACUUUUUUUCAGCCCAAAUCCAGAAAGAGGCAGAUUCUCCACCACUCUCACUCCUGGUCAUCUCCGCCGCUCACCACGCAAUUCUCUGAACGCUGCCCAUCCCAGCAUUUUAUCAACGAAAUCUUCAUUUAAUCCUGUCCUUUCAACAACCAAAAUGAACGUCAGGUUCUCAGAAGCCACAAAAGAUAAUGAGCAUAAGCGUUCUCUUACCAAGACACCAUCUCGAAUGUCUCCGUACGUGGAAGAGGGCCACACACCUCAUAGUGAAAAGAGCUGCAAACUGAUAAGUCUGAAAAAGAGCAAGGAAAAUGCAAGAAAUAAUGAUCUAACUGCAUCAAAGGUUAUCACCCCCUUCAAGUUCUCAGCUCACUCUGCAGAACCCACAAGUGCAAAGAAGACAUUUGAUCUCAAAGCAAGUCUCGCGAGGCCGCUUCGGUAUCAGCCACAUAAAGGACGACUAAAACCUUGGGGAGAAUGUAAAGAAAAUACUGUCCUAAAUAAGUCUUCAUGCAGGAAAGAUUACAAACAGCCGCAUCUCCAGACAAGGGAAGAAAGGCGUGAGAAACAUGAGCAAGAGAGAAAAAAGAAAAAGGCUCAGGCUGUCGGAAGACGCAGAGGAUUAUCCCUGGGUUAGGAGGGAGAAGAAAUAUCUAAGAAAUCACUGUAAAUACUGUUCCUGUCAUGUAAAUAUCUUUGCUGUUUGUGUAUGGUUCAGGUUGCUAUUAGCUAGUGGAAUCCAGAGAGGGCACUGAAAGAGACCUUAUAAAGCAUCUGAGCAAAAUGUUUUAGGGAUAAACUUCUCCAACAAGAUGAGAGUUACAAACUUUUAGCAGCUUAUUAAGCAACUAGAGAGUUCUAAUGUUUUCAUUUAACGAACUCAUUUAACUAAAAGAUGUUAAAGCACAAAAUGUAAGUGGAAAAACAGGAAAAAAAAGAUGUUCAAGAAGCCUUGUUGCAACUCAGGACAGAUUUCUCCACCCGAAUGCAUUUGUUACCCACCAGAAUGCACACUCUGGAUACCAAGCUUCAAAAUAGUCCCUUGCUAAAUUGUAGGAGUUGGAGAUGUCUGCUUGCCCUGUGCUUCAGAUCAAUCCCUAAAUUUUGUAACAACUGUUACAACAAUUAUUCAGCAUUUCUAAUUGCAUGCCUAUGAAGUAGUAGGGAAUUUCCAAGCAAAGAAAAAAAAUAUGCAAGCUCUCUGGAAAAAUAAAAGCUUACAGCAUAACGUAAUUGUAAAAUACCAUAUUUUUGAAAAGCCACAACUGAACCUUAACUGUUCAAAGUUACUUUUUUUUUUUCUAUGGUAAAUAGUAGAUGUUAACAAAACUCUUCUGCUUUUCCUCUCUAUGAUGCUUAAAAGAGGUUACAGUAGUGUUUAGACACAUUCAAUACCUUAGAUUUAAAAGCUGUUCUUAUUGUUAUUUUUUAAAAAAAUUCAGAGGAAAGCUGUCUGGAUGCAUUAUGAAUGGAGCUGGAAAGGUAAUUUAGCAGUUGUAAUCUUGGCUAGAAUUUUGAGCAAAUAACUUCUUCAGUGCAUUUAGUGUCCUAUCAAACAUGCUGAAGUGUCAAGAACAAGCAAAUUUUUUAUUAACUUAAUAAAUAUUUGGCUUAUAUCUUGUUUAUAA